AUGGAAGUUGGCAACAUAACCACAAUCACUGCAUUUGUUCUCCUAGGAGUAUCCAACAACCCCCAGGUCCAGGUAGUACUCUUUGUUCUGUUCCUGGUGAUUUACCUCCUGACCCUCACGGGGAAUCUGCUGAUGCUGCUGGUGAUCAGAGCUGAUUCCCACCUCCACAUUCCCAUGUACUUCUUCCUGAGUCAUCUCUCUUUCCUGGAUGCUUUCUAUUCCUCCAUCAUUGUGCCCAAACUACUAGAGAACCUUCUUUCCAAGUGGAAGACUGUAUCCUUCCUUCAGUGUUUCACCCAGAUCUCCUUGGUCUUAUUUUCUGGAGCUACAGAAGCUUGCCUCCUUUCAGUCAUGGCCUAUGACCGGUUCCAGGCUGUGUGCCACCCUCUGUUAUAUGUGGUAACUAUGGAAAGGAAGUUUUGUACCAGCCUGGUGGGAGCAUCGUGGGCCAUAGGAAUGGGGACUGGCCUAGUUAACACCUUCCUUCUGGCUCAGCAGCACUUCUGUGGCCCCAACCUCAUCCACGGUUUCUCCUGCGAGCUUCCCCAUGUGCUCCUGUUGGCCUGUUCUUACCCCUAUGUUAGCAUUGCCUCCAUUCUGACCACCAUGGUGAUCCUGGGUCUCGGCACCCUUGUCCUAUUGCUGGGCUUCUAUACUCGUAUCAUCAUGACAGCCCUGGGGAUCAACUCUGCCACUGGUCGGAGCAAGAUCUUCUCCACCUGCUCUUCUCAUUUUCUUGUGGUUACCAUCUUUUAUGGUUCAGGACUUUUCAGGUAUAUGAUUCCAACGUCUGACUCAGUCCUGGAGCAAGUGCUCUCCCUGCAGUACAGUGUGGUGAGCCCACUGUUAAACCCCUUCGUCUACAGUCUGAAGAACCAGGAGGUGAAGGGCGCUCUGAGGAGGAUGCUGGCCAGGAAACCCAGACUUACCUUCUAA
Molecule: messenger RNA, 936 nt
Organism: Pteropus alecto (black flying fox)
Lineage: Eukaryota; Metazoa; Chordata; Mammalia; Chiroptera; Pteropodidae
Product: olfactory receptor 8S1
Exons: 2
Coding region: 1-936 (311 amino acids)
Biological process (GO): G protein-coupled receptor signaling pathway
Cellular component (GO): membrane
Molecular function (GO): olfactory receptor activity; G protein-coupled receptor activity
Source: RefSeq, a predicted model, not a curated record